UGUCACUUCGAAAAGGAUCUUGCAGUAACCGAAGCCGGUUUGAACGGCGAGCGGCGUGCAACGGAGAAAGAGGGACAUUAAAACAGGAUUUACAAAUGAACACAUGCCAAAUAAGGGAUGAAAUCUGAAAGUCAUCCAAUUCAUCAGGGCCUCAGUAUCAUUGGCCUUUUGGUGCACAGAAAAACUUUUUCUAUUCCUCUUCCUUUUUCUGGUUUUAAACAUUGUGUGGCUGGAAGCGUACCAAGACACAAGCACUUGAAUGAGAAUGCUCCCUUGUAAUGACUGGAAAAAGCUUAAACUAGCAAUGCAGCCUGAAAAAAGAUUUUGCAUCUGCCACAGUUGAAAGAAUCUGUGUGCAUACUCUGUGCAUGGACCCAGGUUUCAACUGAUUGUCCUACCAGGGAGAAACAUAAGGAUACAGGCAUCAUGGAGACACCAGAAAAAGUUGGGGACUGUGGGAAGACUAUAUGUACCUCUUAUGAGCUGGACAUGUAUCGACCCGGUCACAGUGGGCAGAAGCUGUUAACCUGUCCAGUGUGUGGCAAAGGAUUUGCUCAGUCACCCAAUCUGCUGUUACAUCAGCGAGUUCACACUGGAGAGAGGCCAUUCACCUGUUCCGUGUGCAGGAAGGGAUUUUCAGAAUCUUCCAGCCUGCUGACACACCAGCGUGUUCACUCUGGGGAGAAGCCAUUUACCUGCUCGGUAUGUGGGAAGGGAUUCACUAAUUCGUCCAACUUGCUCUUACACCAGCGAGUUCACACUGGCGAGAGACCAUUCACCUGCCCUGUGUGCGGGAAGAGAUUCACACAGUCGUCCAGCCUGCUGACACACCAGCGCCUUCACACUGGGGAGAGGCCAUUCAUUUGCUCAGUGUGUGGGAAGGGAUUCACUAAUUCGUCCAACCUACUGACUCACCAGCGAGUCCACACUGGGGAGAGGCCAUUCACCUGCCCCGUGUGUGGGAAGGGAUUCACUCAGUCAUCCAGCUUGAUUACACACCAGCGCGUUCACACAGGGGAGAGGCCAUUCUCCUGCUCUGUGUGUGGGAAACAAUUCAGAAAUUCAUCCAACCUGCUGACUCACCAGCGAGUUCACACUGGGGAGAAGCCAUUCACCUGCUCUGUGUGUGGGAAAGGUUUCACUCAGUCAUCCAGUCUGCUGACGCAUCAGCGUAUACACAACGGGCAGCGGCUUUUCGGAUGCACUGUGUGAAGGGGUUCACUUGGUCAUUCAAUUCUUAUCUGCUGAAACAUCAACUAGUUCACAAGUGACUGUAAGAGUUGGAUUUUUUUGUUGCUGGUACUGUUAAACAUACGUGGAGUAAUUAUCAAUUACUCUGAAAGUUUGAAUUUCUGCUGGUGUUAAGAAUUCCUAUGCCACGCAGCUUCUGCAGUCCUUGAUGCUUUGGUUUUCUGGCUUUUAGAAUUAACUGAAUUAUAGAAUCACUUGUGGUUAUGUGUUCCAAAGUUAAUGGACCAGUAAAUACUAGUAUAAAUGUUUACCUGAAACACAAAACAUGUAAUACUUUAUGAAGCAAAUAAUUAUGCAAGUAAUGUUUUCACUCCCUAGAUAUUGUAUGAAAAGAUGCCGGAAAUUGCAGCUCUAAAUAAUUCCACCUGACUGAUGUUUCUGAACAUUAACUGGGAAGCUUAUGGCAUAACUGGGCUGGAAUACAGUACAAAUUUUACAUUUCUGUGAAAUUUGAUAACAUGCCUAUGUCUGCCUUUGAAAGAGGGAAUUAGAUGAACAGUGGAUGGAGAGAAAUAUCUGAUGGGAGAUUGAAAAAGAGUGUAUAUGUGUCAGUAACUGGAUUUUGUUAAAGACUGUAAGGGAAGCAGUGGGAUCAUUAGUGCUGUUGCCAGAUGCAUAAUUUCAAUGUAAUUAUUAGACCUGGAAUAUAAAGGUAAUCUCUAUAAUGGUAACCACAAAACUAUUAUCAGUUGUUGUAAAACUCCACCUGAUUCAUAGAUUCAGUUUAGGGAAGGACAUCAGCCAAUAUUACCCAGUUUGGCCUACAUGUGAAUCCAUACCCUUAAUGUGGCUGACUUAACUGUCCUCUGAAAUUGCUUAGUGAGCUUCUCAAUUCAGAGGCAAUCAAAGGUGUGCAACAAAUGCUGGCCCAUCAGUGCCGACCAUAUUCAAUGAAAGGAUAAAAAAAUCUUGAAUGUGACAUUUGCAAGAAAUUGCUGUAAAGUAAGUAAGAGUCAUUUUAUUCUUCUGAUAACUACUUGUUUAAUUUUUCUGAUAACUACAAGUUGUCCCCAGGUUACAAAUGGGCUCCAUUCUGGAGUUCACACACAAGUGUAUUUGUCCGCAAGUCAGACCACAAUGUGGAUGGUCACCUUCAUUUCAGAUGAAUCAGCCAAGACCACUUAUCUCACUCAUAAUGGUUUAUUGAUGGAGAGUUUUUGCCAUAGUAACAAAAAGCAUAAACUAAAGCAAACAAUUUGUUUUAAUGCCUUUUCAAGGCAAAACUUUGAACAACAGACUUGACAAGUAAUUGCAGUGACGUCUCUGAUAACAUACGCCAGCAUUAUAGGAUUCCAGAUGACCUGCGAGGGAGAUACAGAACAUGCGAUUGAAAGAGCUGCAUAGAUAUUGAGAGAUUUACUUCUCUCUCUCACCAUCUCUCUCUAUCUGUCUCACAGUCCACUCAUCUCUCCUGCUUUCUCUCUGUCUUGCUGUCAUUCUCCGUCUCUCAUACACUAUCUCACACUAUCUCUCCAUCUCUCGUUCUCACCAUUUCUCAUUGUCCAUCUGUACAUCUCUCUCACUCUCCGUUUAUCUCUUGCUUUCUCUGUUGACUCUGUCUCACUAUCCAUCUCUAUCUCAUUCUCUCUCCAUCUAUCCUACGAAGGAAAGGCACAGAGAGCAAGCACAAGAUAAAGAAUCAGAGAGAGAAUGGAGAGAGAAAGAGACCCAAAGACGUCCAACGUGACACUCCGUGCCCUCAAUGACACCGACGUUGUCAGUGAUUUUGUGGACACUGAAGGACUUGGAGAUGGAUCGUUAGCCAAGAACCUCUUUGUCUCUCCAUCUCUCCCUCUCUCCAUUUCUUAUUCUUUCUCUCGUGCUCUCUCUCUGUGCCUCUCCCUCUCUAGCUUUUGAUCCCCCUCUUCUGUUUCUGCAUUGACAACAACAAGACAACCCAGGCUAAAUUACCCAGCCAAGGACACUUUCCUGGCACAGGCACUGAGACUCCUCCUUGCUCAACACAAUAAAGGGGUAGAGUGGGAGAGGGUGGCUUCAAAGAAACCAGCAGUUGGGCGAAGGACAGCCAGUGUGUGCUCACAAACAAGAAGUCAUGGAUUAGCUUGAUGGGCUUUCAGAGAAUGUGAUUACUUUGAAUAUCUGCCUCUGUUAAUGGAAAGUCAAAGAAGAGAUUUCCUCCCACCUGUCAUACUGAUAUAAGGUAUACAACCAAGAUCUCAAGUGGCAAUAAAUCACGCCAGCCAGCAAUUUUUUUUUCACAUGAAUGCAGCUGGCUCAGGCUUAUCACCUGUUUGGUUAAGGAGAAUUUUGGCCAGAGUGCAGGCCUUUUAAGUGAUCCAUGCUGCCUUCAUCCGAACAAUUUGACAAGUUCCAAAAGAUUAUAAUAAACAGAAUACCCUGCCACCUUCAUUGUCGUCUGUCCAGCUCAGUUCUGAAAAAGAGUCAUACAGAAUUCGAAACAUUAACUCUGUUUCUCCACAGAUGCUGCCAGACCUACUGAGUUUCUCCAGCAUACUUUGUGUUUAUUUCAGAUUUACAGCAUCGGUCAUGUUUACACCUUAUUUACCUGUGCAUCUGACUAACCUGGGACCAAGUAAAGAUUCUGAGAUGACUGUGGCCACAGAGGUCUGUUCUUUUGUUUAUCUGUUUUAUUUUAUCCCACUUCUGUUUAUCUACUCUGGGAUCAAUUAUCUAUUCUAACUUGACCUGAUCAUAUGUCUGUUAGCUUUAUA
This is a messenger RNA of Stegostoma tigrinum, 3944 nucleotides long. RefSeq names its product gastrula zinc finger protein XlCGF8.2DB-like. The record is from RefSeq and is a predicted model, not a curated record. The transcript has 2 exons. Gene Ontology annotation, biological process: regulation of immune system process; regulation of cytokine production; negative regulation of transcription by RNA polymerase II. Bases 427 to 1212 code for a protein of 261 amino acids. Lineage: Eukaryota; Metazoa; Chordata; Chondrichthyes; Orectolobiformes; Stegostomatidae.